Molecule: messenger RNA, 3836 nt
Organism: Pteronotus mesoamericanus
Lineage: Eukaryota; Metazoa; Chordata; Mammalia; Chiroptera; Mormoopidae
Product: protein S100-A10-like
Exons: 1
Coding region: 3251-3544 (97 amino acids)
Cellular component (GO): cytoplasm
Molecular function (GO): calcium ion binding; calcium-dependent protein binding
Source: RefSeq, a predicted model, not a curated record
UUACCUAAUAUGUCCCAGACUUGAAGCUGAAGAAUUUGGCAGCCUGGAAACAACAACAGGCACAGACUAAAAAGCCUGCCUUCUCUAAUCAAAAGACCAGGAAGAGGGCAGCCUAGGAAGACACAAAACUUUUAUAUUAGUAACUGUUGUGCUCUAGCCAAACAGAAGGACUUUGACCGCUGCCCCAGCGCAUGCCUGCCAAGGCUGGUAGGAAUCCUAAACUUCCACCCUCAUCAAAUUAUAACAAAGUUCUCCAACCUUACACCAGGGUGGUUUCAGAGAAGGCUAAGUAGCUACCUAGGAGUUUUUUCUGUGCUGGGCAGUAACUAACCUUCCAACUGCCAUUCUCCUGUUUCCCUGGUUUACUGUUACUAGAGACUGCAUGGGGAGCCUGGCCUUAAGGAGGUGUUCCUUUUUCUCCCCACUGGAGUGAUCCCUAGUGGAGGAGAAUCAGGACUUUUACCACCUCCCACUAGUAAGGAGCUUAGCCCCCUCACAGCCAAGAUUACAUCAGCAGAGGCCUACUGAGCAGCCAGAAUCCGUGCCCUUGCUCAGUAGUAAUGAAGAGCUCCUCCCCAACUCAGGUGACAACAGAGGUGAAAUGGGAAACUUAACCUUCUAAUUCUACCUGACAAUAAAAGCUAGGAACCUUUUCCCCAGCUUGAGCAGUGUCGAAGGAACCAGCUAAAUCAGAUUUAAUAAGGUCCAGAAUACAAAAAAAAGUUAAAGUUUAAUCUUUUAAAAAAAAAAAUCACUCUACAUACUAAAAAAACCAGAAAAAUCUUAUUUUGAAUGAAAGAAGAGACAAUCAGUAGACACAAGCACUGAAAUAACAGAUGUUAGAAUUAGCUGACAAAUAUUUAAAGAGCAAUCAUAGAAGUGUUUCGAUGAGAUAUUCCAAACCCACUUGAAACAAAUCAAAAAACAGCUUCAGGAAGAAGUAGCGGAUAUAAAGAAAAAUGAAAUGGGAAUUUAGAACUGAAAAAUGCAGUAACAAAAGUAAAAACCUCAACAGAUAGGGUCAACAGCAGAAUGAAGACAGUAGAAAGCAUCAGUGAUUUCAGUUCAAGAUAGAACAAUAGAAAUUGCCCAAUCUAAACAACAGAGAGAAAUAGACUAAGAAAAAAAAAAAAAAGCAUUCCUCAGAGACCAAUGGACUGUAUACCAAAAGAUCUACCAUUUGUUUCAUUGGAGUCCUGGAAGGAGAGAAAGAAGAAGGCAAGGCUGAAAAUAACUCAAAGAAAUAAUGGUCGAAAACUUCCCAAAUUUGGCAAAGGCAUGAACCUGCAGAUCCAAGAAGGUGAGCAAACCCCAGAUAGGAUAAGCCAAAAGAAUUCUACAUCAAGUCCAAUUAUAAUCAAACUUCUGAAAGUUAGAGACAAAUAUCUUGAAAGUGGCAAGUGAGAACAGGCACCUUUUCUUAUAGGGAAAAACCACACUGAUUUUUCAUAAGUAGAUUCAUCAUCAAAAGCUAUGUAGGCCAGAGGGAAGUGGCACAUUUUUCAGGUGAGUGCUGAAAGAAAGAACAGUGAAAAUAUUCUCCAGGAAUGAAGGGGAAAUGAAGACAUUCUUGGAUGAGGGACCACUAAGAGAAUUUGUCACCAGCAGACCCAACUUUAAAGAAUGGCUGAAGAAAUUUCUCUAAAUAGAAAAGGAAUGAUUAAAAGGUAGGUAUCUUGGAGCAUUAGGAAUGAAAAGAGAACAUAGUAAGCAAAAAUCUGGGUAAACAGAAUUGGCUUUCUUUCUCCUCCUGAGUUUCCUAAAUUAUGUUUGGUGGUUGAACCAAAAUUAUCAUACUAUCUGAUGUGAUUCUAGAUAUAUAGAGAGGAAAUGUUUGAGAAAUUAUAUUUAAAUGGGAGAGGUAGAGAAGACAUAAAGGGAGGUAAGAUUUCUUUACUUUGCUUGAACUGGUAAAAGGAAGGCACCAAUAGGCAUUAUAUGUAUAUAAUAUAAUACCUAGGCAACUACUGAAAAAGAGAUACCUUCAAAGCAGUGUAGAUAAAUAAAAAUAGAAUUAAAAAAAUGUUCAAGUAAUCCACAGGAGAGCAGCAGCAAAACUAAAAUAGCAAACUUAGUUAUGUGUAAGUGGUCUAACUAUACCAACUAAAAGGUAGAGAUCAGCAUAGUAGAUUUAAAACAAAAACAAAAAAUGUGACCCAGUAGUAUGCUGUCUACAAAAAACUCCCUUCAGAUGUAUUGGUAUAGGCAAGACAGGGGCAUUAUGUCAUGAUAAAAGGGUCAAUUCAUCAUGAAGACAGCAACCUUAAAUGUGUAUGUACCAAAUAAUAGAGUUGCAAAAUAUGUGAGGCAAAAACGUUCCAAGUUAAAAGGAGAAAUUGACAGAUCUACAGUUGUAGUUUGGGACUUCAGUGCCCCUUUCUCAAUAAUUGAUAGAUAGAACCAUUAGACAGAAAAUCAGCAAAGAUAGAACUGAACAACACUAUCAAACAACAGAAUCUAAUAGACAUUUAUAAAACACUACACUCAACAAUAGCAGAGUCUUAUCUUUGUACUAAACCAGACAAAGACAGUUACAAACAACCAAACAACCAAAAAAAUUAUGACCAACCUGAUGUCCUUGAGACAUAUAGAUAGGAAAAUACUUACCAAAUUAUUAGCAGAUAGAAAUAGUAAUAUGUAAAAAGAAUUAUAUACCAUGGCCAAGUAGAGUUCAUUUCAGGAAUUCAAGGCUAAUCAGUAUUUUUAAAAAAUCACUAAGUUAAUCUACCAAAAGAAGAAAAUUUACAUGAUCACAUCAACUGACUCAAUUGAUAAAAUUCAAUAAACACUCAUGAUAAAAAAUGUAGAUAUUAGGAAUAGGUUAAUUUUUGCAACUUGAUAACAUAUUCAAGAAACCUACAGUUAACACAAUAUUUCACAGUGAAAGACUGAAUGUUUUCCCCUAGAAUGUCAAGGAUGUCUGCUCUCAACACUCUUAUUCAACACAAUAAGGCAAGAAGAGGAAAUGAAGGCAUACCAAUUAAAGGAAGAAAUUAAGUUGUCCCCACCCCCAAUUUUAGAUAACAUGAUAUUUUAUGUAAAAAUAUCUCUAGAUAUAACAGGUGAGUUUGGCAAAGUAGCAGGUUAUAAGAUAAACCUAUAAAAAUCCGUGGUGUUUCAACAUACUAGCAAAGAACAUAUGGGAAGUGAAAUUAAAAAUACAAUACUGGUCCGCAGAGCUCCGCUCACUGGCCACACGUCCCAGCCAGCCUAGCGAUCCUGCCGCGCCUCUGGCUAAGACCUCACCAAAAUGCCAUCUCAAAUGGAACACGCCAUGGGAACUAUGAUGUUCACAUUUCACAAAUUUGCUGGGGAUAAAGGCUACUUAACAAAGGAGGACCUGAGAGUACUCAUGGAAAAGGAGUUCCCUGGAUUUUUGGAAAAUCAAAAAUACCCUCUGGCCGCAGACAAAAUAAUGAAAGACCUGGACCAAUGCCAAGAUGGCCGAGUGGGCUUCCAGAGCUGCUUUUUGCUUAUUGCGGGGCUCACCAUCGCAUGCAAUGACUAUUUUGUAGUACACAUGAAGCAGAAGGGAAAGAAGUAGGCAGCUGAGCUGCUGCUUCACCCCUGAUAAAGAGUUCUCCCAAGGGUCACUUAAAGAAUCUCUGCCCCACAGCCUCCCCCUGUAUAACGAUUUCAUGAGCAGAUUGGGUCCCUUAGAAAAUGUACAAAUAAAAUCCCACCCGUUUGACAAGAGAAAGAAAAGCCAAUUAAAGCCAGAUAAGCUUUUGAUUUUUAUAUUGCUUGCAUCCUCUUGCCCUCAAUAAACACAUUUCUUUUUUAGUUCAUUAAAAAAUAAAUAAAUAAAUAAAAUAAAAAAACAAUACUAUUUAUAG